This is a messenger RNA of Penicillium expansum, 546 nucleotides long. RefSeq names its product snoRNA-binding rRNA-processing protein IMP3. The record is from RefSeq and is a predicted model, not a curated record. Gene Ontology annotation, biological process: rRNA processing. NCBI's taxonomy places the organism in Eukaryota, Fungi, Ascomycota, Eurotiomycetes, Eurotiales, Aspergillaceae. Gene Ontology annotation, cellular component: small ribosomal subunit; Mpp10 complex; small-subunit processome. Bases 1 to 546 code for a protein of 181 amino acids. The transcript is spliced from 3 exons. Gene Ontology annotation, molecular function: rRNA binding; snoRNA binding; structural constituent of ribosome.
AUGGUCCGUGAACUCAAGCACCACGAGAAGAAACUUCUCCGGAAGGUCGACUUCCACAACUACAAGUCGGACGGCAACCACCGCGAACAUGAAAUCCGGCAAAGAUACCUCCUCCAAGACCCAAUGGACUACCGCAAAUACAACGCGCUCUGCGGUUCUCUGCGCCAGCUCGCACACAAGCUCUCCCAACUGGAUCCGGAUGCGGAUCCGCUGCGCAAGAAGCUCGAAUCCGAGCUGCUGGAGAAGCUGUGGCGCAUGGGAAUCCUGAAGCAGUCCCGUGAGCAGGGCGCUGGUCUCUCCAAGGUCGAGCGCGAGGUUACAGUUUCUGCGCUGUGCCGUCGCCGAUUGGCUGUCUUCAUGGUGCGCUCUGGCAUGGUUGAGACUAUUAAGGCUGGCCAUGUCCGUGUUGGUACAGAGGUCGUCAAUGAUCCCGCUUUCUUGGUUACCCGCAACAUGGAGGAUUUCGUCACCUGGGUUGAUUCCAGUAAGAUCAAGCGCAACAUCUUGCGUUACCGUGAGAAGUUGGAUGACUUCGAUCUUCUGUGA